GACGUGAUAAAGAGGCAGAUUCUCGAAGCUGUUACGCUGCGUAGUUUUGUCUCCCUAAGCGUACGUAAUUUACGUAUUGCGGCCUAUUCCACAUUGUUGGCGGGGCAAUGGCUACGCCAGCCAAGAAAAGGAAGAUGAAUUUCUCAGAGCAGGAGGUGGAGAUCAUCAUGGAGGAGAUGGAAAAACAAAAACACGUCCUCAUUAACCACUUCAAUGCUGGUGUGCCACUACUGACCAAGAGCAACGCCUGGCAGGAGAUCUUGAAGCGGGUGAACGCCAUUAGCACGUGCCAACGCGAGCUGGCCGAAGUCAAGAAGAAGUGGUCCGACCUGAAAACCGACGUGCGCCGGAAAAUGUCCCAGGCCCGUGCCACCAUGGAAGGCGAGGGCGAUGGCGAACCAGUCGUGCUGACCCCCAUGCAGCAGCGCAUCUGCAACCUGCUGGGCGAAAGCUCCAUCCUUAGCUUGCCUAACCACGAGUGCCCUGCUGACAUAUCUGGCCAAGUGGCCAUCAGUUCGCCUGGCGGCGUUACGCUUUCCCAGAGUGAGUGGGUAACCUUUACUACAACGCCAUGGCGCGCAUUCCCAGCGCCGAAUGGUUGACCAGUUUACACGAUGGGAUAACUGAAGACGUGUCUAUGCCAACCGGUGCAGAUUUUAUGUUCGAUCACAGUAUUUCAACCCGCGCUGCUUAUAAUCCACGAGUUACUUCUAAGGUGGCCCGGUGCGCAAUUCAGUGUUGGUUAAAGUGUAGGCGUUAAUGGAUUUUGAUCGGAAAUAUUCAAUUUAAUUUAAAGAUCACAUUUCUUACUCAGAAUAAUUCUUACAUUUCUUAGUCAGAAUAAUGUUGCAAAAAACAGAAUUAGAUGUUGUAGAUAUGUCCAGGAAAUUUUUUUUUACUGGACAUGUAGGUAACCGCUCUAGCCAUUCGACACUGCCCUAUAUAGAAAUAAAAUAACACUGCAUGGCGUAACGUGUAUCUUACUAAAGCUUUAAAUUAGUUUGUUGGGUACAAAAAAAAAAUUACUGUAUUUAUAAGGAACACGUCUAGGGCAAAGUUGAGAAGGUGGGAUGGUUAACACUAGCAGUCUGGUUUUGCUAAUUUCUCAGUUAUUAAAUGUUUUACCAAUAUUUCUCUGUAUGAAUAAUUCACAUUUAAUAUGGAGUUGUGUUGGAUACAAUCUCUGAUUAGAAUAUGGGCUGUUUGUGCCUGGUCUUAUAGACUAAGAGAUAUAAAUUGCUCCGCUGUGAAACAAAUCUUUACAAAAUAUAAGCACAUUUAGCUAUAUAUAGAGCUUUGUAACAGUAUGUACGAUCUGAUCCGAAUGCGGAAUCUGAACAUUGUCAUUGAGUACCCAAUGUUCUAAGCUGUGUGUUUUGUAUUUGAUUCUUAUUUUGGUGAUUAUAGCCAUAACCAUAACUUUAGAAACAAGUAGAAAUAUAUUGUUUAUCACAUUGACACCCACAGUAGUAAAUUUUCAGCACUAUCUGUAAUCGGCAAUGUUUCAAUCACUCAAAUGACUUUUAUGUUAACUUUCAUGCAUAUUUCUUUCUUUCAGUCCCAUCUGAAACAACGUAUCAUACACUAGAAGAGAAUGUAGUGGAGUAUUGUACUACGGAGACCCCUACGACUGUUGGGUCUGAAACUCCGGUAGAGAUUAUAUCACCUUCCCCAGACGUCACCUUGAAACCUCAAGAGCUGAAAAAUCGAAUUGCUCUGAAUUCGGCUCGGUUGCUACAAGAGCAGCGGGUCACCAACCUCCACGUGAAAGAGAUUGCCCAGCACCUCGAGCAGCAGAACGACAUCCUGCAGAUGAUACGCCGUUCCCAGGAAGUGCAGGCCAGCGCACAAGAGCGCCAAGCACAGGCCAUGGAGGGGACUCAGGCUGCACUUAGUGCGCUCAUCCAGGUUCUACGACCAGUGAUGAAGGACAUGCGUAGAUACCUACAGAGUUGCGUCAACAGCUCACAAGAUGGUGGCGAUGUUGGCAAUUCCGAAACUCAAAAUGGGCAACCGCAUAGUAUUAACCAAUGACUGGCAAUGAACUUUUUAAACCAAACAGUACCAUAACAUAACAAUGUUCAGUAUUGGAAGACUCUUUCAGAGGACUGACGGCCAGGAAAUGUAGAAUCUUAAACUGAAAAGUGUGACCCUUACAUCUUAGCGUUUUAAAAUAUGAAACUUCCUAAAUCGGCAACUGCUAUGGUAAUCUACACAUUCCAUAGCCAGGCAUCUCUACAGCCAAACAUUUGUUCUAUAAAUUCUUGGGAUCUGGCAAGCCCAAGUGCUUAACACAGGAAGACAGGAUGUAUAAGAACUAAUGGUUUCAAGGUUGGGUUAACCGAAUGCGUCAUCUUGUCUAUUCUUCUCUAGUUAGAGGGUCAGUAAUAUAAAUAGAUGUUUUUUGACAUAGCACACUGAGGGAAAUUCCAAUAUCAAUAAAGUGUUUUUUUUUUUUUUUUAAUUCUUUUUUUAAAGGCUAAAGUUAUUUUAAAAUGCUAGCAGAAUUUAUGCAGUUUUAUACUUUGUACCACUCUUUUAAUUGGGUUAAUUGGGUUUAGGCAUGUUCUGGCAGAAUAUACACAUUAACCCCUUAAGGACACAUGACAUGUGUGACAUGUCUUGAUUCCCUUUUAUUCCAGAAGUUUGGUCCUUAAGGGGUUAAAGGGUCACUGUAAUCACAUUAAUAACUUCAUUUUAUUGAACUUGUGAUAGUGCCCUCCUUAUCCUACCUCCAAAAUUCUAAUAUUAAACUAAACUGAAGGCUUGGAAUCUUACCUCCUGACUCACAUAAUCAGACAUCAUAUGUGCAUGCGCAGUCACAGUCGGCAAUAGAGAAUCAUUGUAUUACUCUCUAUGGAGGAAUUCCAGGAGCAUUGUGACAAGUAAGACUUGGUGCUGGAGAAAAGAUAGGGGUGGGGGGGACAUGAUAAGGGGUAACAGGAAUGUAGUGUUAAGAAUACUGGUAUGUAUUCUUAACACUAGAGUGACUAUUUAAGUAAUGGCACCAUACAGAUGCCCCUACGGUGAAAGACAUUCCUUUUUAGAUGUAAAGUUCCAAUUAUAAAAACACUAUAAGGUCAGGAAUGUGUAUUCCUGACCCUAUAGUGUUAAAACACAAUUCAAGUUUCUGGCCCCCCCUUUAAAAAGCUGUAAAAUUGACCUUUAUUCCAGCCCUGUGCGGGUCUGUCGGAUGUCUCUGGCCUGCCCCCGAUCCUCCUAUUUGGCUGAGAUCAUCAGAAGUGACGAUCUCAGCCAAUCGCAUUGGUUUGGCUGAGAUCGUUCAUUCUGAUGAUCUCAGCCAAGGAGGGAGUGGAGCCAAAUGCUGCACUAUCCAAUCAGCACCUCCUUUAAGAUUUACUCAAUUAAUUUCAUAUGGAUUGUGAUUGACCGUUCUGACCACUUCAUUCUGUCUGCUCUUCUUCAAGCAGAGAAAAAAUUGAAUGUAUCUCAAAAAGUGUUUGCAAUUUUUCACCAUUUUUUCAGAUAACAAAAUCAGAAGUUGUAUUUAAUGUUUAUGGCAUAUGCUGAUGUGUAAUUAAUAGCUGUUUCUAGAUUUAUUUUUCCGCCUUGUAGUUCAGGAAUCCCUUUAGAGAGAGCAUGGGAAGAGUUGCAGAGAGAAAUAUUAGUAUACUUUUAACAGGCAUAUUUGUAUUCACAACAUAUUUUCGAAUUCUUUCAGGGUCAUACACAGUAAUUGCUAGGAGAAAGACAAAACUAAAGAAAAAAAAAUUCUCCGCUAUUUUUUUCUGUUUGGACUAUUUUGUCUAAAAUUUUUAAUUUAUCUUGUCUGUUCUUCAUAUUUCCUGGUUUAAUGAUUAUAACUGUAGAUAUGGAUAUAUUGAGCCAUGAAUUCAAAUCCAGAUCACUGACCAGUAUGUAGUUAUGAUCUAAUCAUUUUUAAAAAAUUGCAGGCUUCCAGAAACAAGGAAAAAUAAAACUGCGUACCUUUUA
Molecule: messenger RNA, 3954 nt
Organism: Pelobates cultripes (western spadefoot toad)
Lineage: Eukaryota; Metazoa; Chordata; Amphibia; Anura; Pelobatidae
Source: the annotation of a GenBank genome assembly